AUGGCUUUUAACCCAAAACACACAGCCGGACUGAAUCAAGAACCCAUUCAGUGUCUCAUCUUUGAAUUGUCCCUCACAGGCUUCAAAGAUUCAGCGUUCAUGAUGGUGAACACAUCAGGCCGGGUCUCUGGUCAGCGAGCGCAGCUCUACAUGGCGCAGUUCAAAGAGAACGACACCCACUGCGUCAUAUUCGAGUAUUACAGCGCCAGUCGAGAGGGUUCGAGCCCUGGCCAGCUCCUCAUCUACGUCAUGGAGAACAACAGUCCUCUGGGCAUCGCCGUGUGGAACUCGUCCGGUCCGGCUCUGAAGAAAUGGCAGCAGGUUGAGCUGGCCAUCAGCACCUUCUGGCCCAAUUUCUACCAGGCACUGGACCGUCUCUGGAGCUGCUGCUGCGUCUUCAGCUCUGGCAUAGACACAAGAUCCUCCAUGCACAAUAUGAGGAGGAGGAGAAGAGAAGUCGUGUCCUCAGCCGUUACUGAAAUAACUCACUCUGUUGCGGUUGUGUUUUAUUCUCAGGGUGGACGCGAGGCUCCUAUGAAGGACACCAAACCCGUGAACUCCAGACGCUACACCGCCACCUUUGACAUCGUCAACACCACCAAAAGAGACUCGGGACGCUACCGCUGCAUCGUCCGCUCCGAGAAAGGAGUCGGAGUGUCCAGUUAUGGAGUUCUGGUGGUCAAACAGCCUCCGAUCCCCAUCGCUCCUCCUCAGCUGACGGCGGUCGGCGCCACCUACCUGUGGAUCCAGCUCAACGCGAACUCCAUCAACGGCGACGGGCCGAUCGUGGAGAAGGAGGUGGAGUACCGCACGCUUUCCGGAAGCCUGAUCGACAGCCAGCCGGUCGACAAACCCAACCACAAGAUCGGCCACCUGGACCCCGACACCGAGUACGAGAUCAGCGUGCUGCUCACCAGACCCAACGAGGGCGGCACCGGGGCCCCGGGGCCCCCGCUCAGGGCCCGCACCAAGUGCGCAGAUCCCAUGCACGGCCCUCGGCGGCUGCAGGUCGUCGACAUCAAAUCCAAGCAGUUGACGGUGCGCUGGGAGCCGUUUGGAUACAACGUGACGCGCUGCUACAGCUACAAUCUGACGGUGCAGUACCGCUACACGGCUAACGGUAAAGAGGAGACGCGCGAGGAGACAUGCUACGAUACUCUGAACGCCGCGCCGCAGCACACCAUCCGCAGCCUGCAGCCCUACACCAACGUCAGCAUUAAACUGCUGCUGCGCAACCGCGAGGGAGUCAAAGACAGCCAGGAGCUCCGCGUGCUGACCGACGAGGACGUUCCCGGCGCCGUUCCGCAGCAGUCCAUCCAAGGAAGCACGCACGAGGAGAAGAUCGCGCUCAGAUGGAGAGAACCGCUCCAGACGUACGGCAUAAUCAAACAGUAUGAAAUCUUCUAUAAGGCCGUCAGCUCCUUCGACCCUGAGUUUAAUCUGUCCAAUCAGAGCGGGAAGGUGCUGAAGCUCAGUAACGAGACGUCUCACGUCUUCACGGCUCUGUAUCCCGGAUCCACGUACUCCUUCACCAUCAGAGCCAGCACCGUCAAAGGAUACGGACCCCCCACCAUCACACAGUUCACCACCAAGAUCUCACCGCCGCAGAUGCCGGGAUACGAGCAGGAGACGCCGCUGAAUCAGACCGACAGCACGGUGACUGUUCUGCUGAAACCAGCCCGGAGCCGCGGAGCACCGGUUAGUGUGUAUCAGGUGGUGGUAGAAGAGGAGCGUCCGCGUCGUUCUCGGAGAGCCGCUGAGAUCCUGCGCUGUUACCCGAUUCCCAUCCACUUCCAGAACGCGUCCGUGCUGAACUCGCAGUAUUACUUCACCGCAGAGUUCCCAGCCGCUCGCAUCCAGACGCCGCUGCCCUUCACCGUCGGAGACAACCGCACCUACGACAGCUACUGGAACCUUCCUCUGCUGCCACACAAGAGCUACAGCGUCUACUAUCAGGCCGUCAGCACAGCCAACGGGGAAACUAAGAUCGAUUGUGUUCGCGUGGCCACUAAAGCUGCCAUUAUUGUGACUCAGCUCACCACGCCGUAUGUGCGUAUCGCACCCGCUGCCGGCGACAGCCAACUAACAGGUGCCGCGACCCGGAAGCCUGAUGCCGUGGAACCCGAGAAACAGACGGAUCACACGGUGAAGAUCGCCGGCGUCAUCGCUGGCAUCCUGCUCUUCGUCAUCAUCUUCCUCGGCGUGGUGCUGGUCAUGAAGAAGCGGUAA
Molecule: messenger RNA, 2229 nt
Organism: Sinocyclocheilus grahami
Lineage: Eukaryota; Metazoa; Chordata; Actinopteri; Cypriniformes; Cyprinidae
Product: receptor-type tyrosine-protein phosphatase mu-like
Exons: 13
Coding region: 1-2229 (742 amino acids)
Cellular component (GO): membrane
Molecular function (GO): protein binding
Source: RefSeq, a predicted model, not a curated record